Messenger RNA from Patella vulgata (common limpet), 2373 nucleotides. RefSeq lists its product as uncharacterized. Lineage: Eukaryota; Metazoa; Mollusca; Gastropoda; Patellidae. The transcript is spliced from 14 exons. Gene Ontology annotation, cellular component: cell-cell junction. The record is from RefSeq and is a predicted model, not a curated record. Bases 104 to 2080 code for a protein of 658 amino acids. Gene Ontology annotation, molecular function: cell adhesion molecule binding. Gene Ontology annotation, biological process: cell-cell adhesion.
AAAUAUUUCACCAUACUGACAUAAUAUAGUUCAACGUACAGGAUAAGAUUAAUAAAUAGUGAUUAAAACAAGGUUUAGAUCGAUUGUCCAGUAAAUACAUACAAUGAUCUGUGAUAUUAUAAAAACACUUCUGUUUAUUCUGAUCUUGGGACAAGAAGUUUCAAGCGAGCUUAGACUGUCGGGAUUUCCUGAUAUCGCUACUCAUGGCGCUACAUAUCGUUUACAGUGUUCAAGAAACACAUUUUGGGGAUUGUGGUUAAGAAAAGCCAAAUUUUAUAAAAAUGGUAAUCAUGUAGCAACGGUCGAACGAAAAGCUUUUUAUAAACAAUACAGGUGUCUUCAUAAUGGAGGUAAAGAAUAUGAUUGCGAAUCAUCCCCGGCAACAAAAUCUCUAAUAAUCAACAACAUUAACAGCACCAUAGACAACAAUACUCGCUGGACUUGUAAAGGUGCAGGGACAGAGAGUAACACCUACACUAUUGUUGUCAAAACAGCUUCAGUAACGUGUUAUCUGAUAACAACCAUCACACAUGCCAUGAAAAACACGGGUAACGAUGAUGAUGGUUAUGAAAACGCAGAUGCCUCUAUUGCUGCUGCUUCUGGCGACGAUAAUGGUGAUGUUUCUAAUAAACUGGUGUUGACUGAAGGAGAUGACCUUAACUUCAAUUGUUCUAGUGACCCGACUACUAACAUAUCUUACAAAUGGGAAAUGUUUGGAGACUAUAGUCAAACCACUGUGAUUGGUAAUCAGUCGAUUUACUUUAAGCCAAACAUAACCAGAAGAGAUGCUGGUAUGUAUGUGUGUAUCGGAACCAGAGCACCGGAUUGUGAAAAGAAUGAUGUUGUCUACAUUCGAGUACAAUAUCCUCUUAGUUUAAAUAUAACUGUAAAUGAUACAUCAGAAGCCAUUGAACUGAUUUGCCGAGUGGUGGGCGGCUAUCCUACUAAUUUUACCAUGAAUAACUGGACACAUUACAUUGAUGGUCAGUUUGUGAGAGAAAUAGAAGGGGUAACAGCAGAAGAUAGAACAACUUUAAUUUUAAAUAAAACCAUAUUAAAUCAAGGAACUUAUGCAUGUAAUGCUAGUAAUGGUAUUGAAGAUUUUAAAGGGACUGUUCACCAAACAGAUGGAACACACAUCAACAUAGAAGCACCACCGAUGAUACUAGAAAUUUCCAAUGCUUCUGAAGCACGGGUUGGAUCAGAUGUUGAAAUUAAUACGGCGUUUAUAAUUGGUGGAGAUGCUCCUAACAUCACAUGGUAUCAACAGCAACAAAAUAGUUCUACUAUAGCUGAAAUAUCAGUUGAUACAAAAUCUGAACAUGUCAUCAGACCAGUAAAUAUAUAUGGUACUUUAAUAAAUAAGAACGUUACAAUUGUAUCAGGCAAUGUAACAAUUAGUGAGAUGAUGGAUCUAAAUGUUACUGUAACUGUAUGUAAUCAGUAUGGUUGUACAGAUUCUUACCAACACAUAACAGUCUUACCAGAAACAACAGUAACGCCCGUUCCUAGGAAAGCGAAUGACGAGUUGCCAGUCAACGUUUCCAUGAUAGCAGGAGGAGUAGUUGGUGCUGUUGUUCUGAUGGGUUUAAUUAUUUUGAUAAUAGUCUUGGUUAGAAGACGAUCCAGCAAUAAACGCGAAAUUGCUGGAACUGCCAGCUUCCGGUACAGGAAUCCUACGUAUGACACACGUCCAGAACAGCCAACAAAUGACCAGAUUUUAUAUGGUAAUGAUAACUUGGUGAAAAAUCAGCAACAGAUUAGAGACAAUCAGACUAUGGAAAUAAUGGAGAAUGAUCUGUAUAUUAGUGCUGAUGAUGAUCCUACACCAGAUAAAGUUGAUCACAGAGAUAAUAAUCAAAUGGAAAUAAUAGAGAACGACCUAUAUAUCAGCGCUGAAGAUGAAACGAAUCCACGUGGAACAGGACUACAGGAUGAUGAAAUGGAAAUACUGGAGAAUGAUCUUUACAUCAGUGCUGAUGAUGACACAAAAACCGAUGGAAUAGAAACAAAACCAGCAAUGGAAAUACUUGAGAAUGAUCUGUAUAUACCUGCUGAAAUAGACACUCGUAUAUUUUAAGAUAAUAAACAGAAUCCUACUGAAUAAACCCGAGAUAGAACGUUAAUAUGAGACCAUUACCAAAUCUGAUCAACUCAGUUUAAUUUAUUUAUGUUAAUUUCGAAUUGUUCAGCCCAACUUUUAAAAACAUUAAAGUCGGUUCGGGGGGAAAUAGUCAAAUAGAAAAUUUACAGCUGAAUCUAAUAUUUGCUAAAAGCGUCUUAGAUUUUUGUUUGUUCAUAGAAGUUUUAAUGGGCAUUACAUGCCAAUUUAUGUAAGAUAUGUAAAUAUUUUAAAUUGCAUUAUACUCUUGA